Messenger RNA from Strongylus vulgaris, 207 nucleotides. The record is from the annotation of a GenBank genome assembly. NCBI's taxonomy places the organism in Eukaryota, Metazoa, Nematoda, Chromadorea, Rhabditida, Strongylidae.
AUGAUGGUGAUUCCCGAACUCGAUAGUUCGGCAUUCGACCUCGAAUCGCAGAACGAUGUAAAGUUGUUAGUGGAUGACCUCAUGCGGUUAGAGGACAAAAUGCUGCUGGUGCGGCGAGCCUGUCGAUUUGAGCCUCAUACAUCGGCAACAAGUUGUAUGUAUAAUAAGCUCCGUGAUCUUCUGAACCUUGAAUCAUCCCUUACAUAA